AUGCGAGAGGAAAAAGCUGCUGCGAUGUCGCCUUCACUGGCCCUGGAUAGAACCGAUCAUGAUGAUGUUCAUUCGAUAGCGACGAGUGGCGAUCCAGAAGUUGACGAUAUGCGUUCUCGUUCCCAUAACUCCAGCAUCAUGGCCGAGCAAGAGAAGAAUGACCCGGAAGACCCAGCACCUUUAUCACGCAUGUCGACCGAACUUGGUCCCGCGGUGGCAGUCCCCCGACUCAAACGCAGGGGCUUGUUCGGCUCACUUACUCUGGUGGCCGAAGUCGAGGACCCAAAGACCUAUUCCCGAAGGAUGAAAUGGUUCAUCACAUUCAUUGUAGCGUGGGCGGGUGCUACGGCGCCCAUGGGCAGCUCGAUCUUCUUCCCUUCACUCACCCAAGUGGCUAAAGAGUUGCAUACAACGACCACCAUUACCAACCUAUCCAUCGCCUUGUACAUGCUGAGCAUGUCAAUUUUCCCUCUAUGGUGGUCUUCCUUUAGCGAGCGUCUGGGACGACGUACGAUCUACCUGGUUUCGUUCCUUCUUUUCGUGCUUUUCAACUGCCUUUGUGCUAUUUCCAACUCUAUCGCUAUGCUUAUCGUGAUGCGAAUGUUAAGCGGCGGCGCCUCCGCUUCCGUUCAAGCUGUUGGCGCAGGAACAAUUGCCGAUCUGUGGGAUCCUCGGGAAAGAGGCCGCGCCAUGGGAAUAUUCUAUCCAGGUCCGUUGUGCGGUCCUCUACUAGCCCCCAUCAUUGGUGGACUUUUAGCUCAGCGCUGGGGCUGGCGGAGUACACUGUGGUUCCUCGCAGUAUACGGUGCGAUCACCGUCAUUUUCAUAUUUGUGGCGCUGCCCGAGACACUGGCUGUCCAGAAACCCACACUCCCCGACAUCGAGGAAGAUGUCGAGCCCAUCAGCCAAUCUCUCAGCCGCGUUUCAACUCGACAAGUCGCUCGAACCACCACAAAGUGGCUUAAGAAGCUAAAGGUUAUUUUCAUCGAUCCAUUAAAAAUCGUCCUUUAUCUCCAAUACAUCCCCGUCCUCCUAACUGUUUACUACGCCAGCAUCGCCUUUGGUUCGCUCUAUGUGUUGAAUGUUAGUGUCGAAGCGACAUUUUCAAAGCCCCCAUACAACUUUUCGACUAUCAUUGUUGGGCUUCUCUAUAUUCCAAAUUCAGUGGGAUAUGUGGUGGCCAGCCUAUUCGGUGGAAAGUGGAUGGACAGCAUCAUGCAACGAGAGGCGAGAAAGGCAAAUCGCUACGACGAAAAAGGGAGACUGAUUUACCGACCUGAAGAUCGGAUGCGGGAAAACGCCUGGCUUGGAGCUUUUCUAUACCCAAUAGCGCUUAUCUGGUAUGGCUGGUCGGCUGAAAAAGGAGUGUUCUGGCUGGUCCCGAUGAUCGCGAACUUUUUCUUUGGAAUCGGCUCUAUGUUGAUCUUUAGUAUGGUUACCACCAUGUUGACCGAGUUCAUGCCAAGAAAGUCCUCGGAGGGUGUUGCACUCAACAACUUCAUGCGAAACAUCUUCUCCUGUGUGGGAUCUGUCGUCACAGCCCCGAUCAUUCAUGGAAUCGGCAAUGGAUGGCUAUUCACGAUUCUGGGUCUAGUCAGUCUCGCAAGCAGCAGCGUCAUCUUUUUCAUGAGAGUCUUUGGGCCCCGCUGGAGGAUAAAAAUGGAUGCGAAAAUGAAUGUCGCUCGCACAUGA
Messenger RNA from Penicillium waksmanii, 1692 nucleotides. RefSeq names its product MFS transporter. Gene Ontology annotation, biological process: transmembrane transport; intracellular polyamine homeostasis. The transcript has 3 exons. Lineage: Eukaryota; Fungi; Ascomycota; Eurotiomycetes; Eurotiales; Aspergillaceae. The record is from RefSeq and is a predicted model, not a curated record. Gene Ontology annotation, molecular function: polyamine transmembrane transporter activity. Bases 1 to 1692 code for a protein of 563 amino acids.